GCAAAUUCCAUUCCAUCCCUGGCAACGUGGAUAGAGAAGUGGCUGGAAACCACCUUCCUUGAGGUAAACAACUCUUCAGUCAAUUGCUGCAUCCACCUACAAUUGGCCAGUUAAUCUAUACAUCUGAGUUUUAAGAACACCCUCAUCUGUUGCAGUAUCAUUGGACACUACAUCUUACUAUCAUGUCUAACACAGCAGUUCUAUCAGUCAUCAUUUUUUUUACAGCCUUCGUUAGCAGAGGUAUCAGUAUACCGACGUCCCGACCAAGAAUCUGCUCUUCCUCAGAAACUCUCAUCUUUAGACACGGGGAAACUCUUCGGCUCGAGUGUGGCAGUUAUUGCUCCAGUCUCUCCGCUGAUGACAGCUCUCUUCAAUUCAACUGGACUAAGAAAGUUCUACUUGGUGGUAACCCAAUUAAGCUUGAAGCGACCACUGGACCGGUGUUCACUAUGGAGAAUGCCAUGUUUCGUAACGGGGGAGAGUAUGGGUGUCAGUGUUCUGAGGGAGGACAAGAGUGCUCAUACAAUGUAUCAGUUCUUCCGUUAAUGACAUUCAAAGCCAGUGACGAUUUUAUUCACCAUGGAGACACUUUUGACCUUACGUGCAUCAUAUCUGGGUUCCCCUCCAACUUUAGUCGUAUCACGUCCAAACAGACAGGAAACCAGCUGUCCCACCAUGUACACAAACGACUCAACGAGAGCACAACUCGGUCCUAUGUACCCGUGUUUCAUCCUGAGGGCAACGUCUAUGUGUGUGAAGCCGAGAGCUACUUUGACGGGAAACUGGUGGCCCAGUUGAGAGAGGAAGUCACAGUCGAUGUGUACGAUCCACCCUCCAUCAUCUAUACCACUGAGUUCAUCAUUUCAAAGAAGGAGGAGUUUGGAAAGAGUGGACAACUAACAUGCACUGUCCAAAAGUCUUCAGAUACAAGCAGCUUUGUCAGUUGGUUCGCUAAAGGCGUGGAGAUAACUAACAACACAAAGUACUCUGCCAUCAUUCUUCCUGUUGAAGAAGAGGACAUUAUCAGAUAUCAACUCACUGUUUCAGACUUGCAGGAGACUGAUAUUGGUUCGUAUUUAUGCCGUCUCAGCUCAACGUAUGGUAUUGAGGACAUGCAAGAAGCUUGGAUACAAGUGGAUUACAGAAAAGAUGCCGAAGCUAUUUCGGAACAGGGAAGUACACAUUCCCAUGGAAUUACCCAUGACAAGGUUUUUGCUGGUCAAACAUCAGGCCAAAACAACAUCCUCUUCUUCGCAUUUUGUGGGCUCUUGGUUCUAGUUGCCAUGGUUAUCCUCUGGAAGAUGUCUACAGGUCAAGGGCAUAAAGCUCUCAAGAAAAGACCAAGUCCACCUGGCAAUCUGUAUCGACAUGGGAACGAGGAUGCACUCAGCCCGACACAGAAUACAACUAGUUCGCCUAGGAAACAUUGUUGAUGUACUUGCAUGUACAUAUUUAUAUCUAGUCAUAUCACCGAGUCUUAUAUGCAAUACUCAGAAGGUGCGAUAAAUUUUUUACUUGA
This is a messenger RNA of Halichondria panicea, 1519 nucleotides long. RefSeq names its product basement membrane-specific heparan sulfate proteoglycan core protein-like. The transcript has 8 exons. NCBI's taxonomy places the organism in Eukaryota, Metazoa, Porifera, Demospongiae, Suberitida, Halichondriidae. The record is from RefSeq and is a predicted model, not a curated record. Bases 183 to 1433 code for a protein of 416 amino acids.